AUGGCCCUGGCCUCCCUCCUGGUUGCCGGCGGCAGCGAGGAAUACCGCUCCCGUGCACAUCCCCGGAGCUCCGCGGCACCCCCGCUGGCCGGGCCGCUGCACCCCGCGCUAAAUGGGAGCUGCCAGAGUCCCGCCGGGCUGAGCGGGAGCAGCAACUACGCGACGCUGACGCCUCUGCAGCCGCCCCUGCCGCCCAUCGCCACCGUCUCGGCCAAGUUUCCCCACCAUCCCCAGUCAGAGCCGCAGGCGCAGGACCGGCUGGCGGGCAACUUUCCUCUCUUCUCCGACAAUCUCUACCCCUCGCCGUACCCCAAAGAAGCGGCCGGCCUGGGGCAGAGCCUUUCCCCGCUGGGCGGACUCCACACCACCCAGCAGGGGCUGCCGCAUUAUGCCCACGCCGGAGUCGCCAUGCCGGCCGAGAAAAUGCUCACCCCCAGCGGCUUCGAAGCCCAGCACCCGCCCCUCUUAGCCCGGCCGGGCGACCAGCAUCUCACCCAGACUGCGGCCGGCCUAGUUCCGCUUGGCGGGGUCCAUCACCGACCUCACAGCCACCUGAACGCCCGUGGGCACGGGCAGAUCCAAGCCUCCUCCGGGGAACCCAAACCCGCCGCCGCCUCGCAAGGAAGCGCCGGGAACCACUCAGGGCAGCCGGAAGAGAUCAACACCAAGGACGUGGCCGAGCGGAUCACCACCGAGUUGAAGCGCUACAGCAUCCCGCAGGCCAUCUUCGCCCAGAGAGUCCUCUGCCGCUCGCAGGGGACGCUUUCCGACCUGUUGAGGAAUCCUAAACCCUGGAGCAAGCUCAAAUCCGGGCGGGAGACCUUUCGCAGGAUGUGGAAGUGGCUGCAGGAACCCGAAUUCCAGCGGAUGUCUGCGCUCCGAUUGGCAGCUUGCAAACGGAAGGAGCAAGAUCAAGGGAAAGACGGAGGAAAUGCACUCAAAAAACCCAGACUGGUCUUUACUGAUGUCCAGCGCCGAACUCUCAAUGCAAUAUUCAAGGAAAAUAAACGUCCUUCCAAAGAAUUACAGAUCACCAUUUCCCAUCAGUUGGGGCUGGAGCUGAGCACAGUUAGCAAUUUCUUCAUGAACGCACGAAGGAGAAGCCUGGACAAAUGGCAAGAUGAGGGCCGUGCCGACUCAGGCGGUUCAUCCUUUUCUUCUAGCACUUGUACCAAAGCUUAA
Molecule: messenger RNA, 1182 nt
Organism: Thamnophis sirtalis
Lineage: Eukaryota; Metazoa; Chordata; Lepidosauria; Squamata; Natricidae
Gene: ONECUT1
Product: one cut homeobox 1
Biological process (GO): regulation of transcription by RNA polymerase II
Cellular component (GO): nucleus
Molecular function (GO): DNA-binding transcription factor activity, RNA polymerase II-specific; RNA polymerase II cis-regulatory region sequence-specific DNA binding
Source: RefSeq, a predicted model, not a curated record